Molecule: messenger RNA, 614 nt
Organism: Amyelois transitella
Lineage: Eukaryota; Metazoa; Arthropoda; Insecta; Lepidoptera; Pyralidae
Product: BPTI/Kunitz domain-containing protein
Exons: 5
Coding region: 123-590 (155 amino acids)
Molecular function (GO): serine-type endopeptidase inhibitor activity
Source: RefSeq, a predicted model, not a curated record
ACAAGAACCACGUCCAAAUAGUUUUGUUUAUAACAUUGGCGUAUCUUAAUUACGUGCCUAAAUGUGGCGGUAAUGACAGGAAACAUCGUUCCACAGUAAAUCCUUUUGUUAUAACAAGGUGCAUGCCCUUGGAUAAAACUUUGAGAGCUCGUCACAAAGCUUGUUUUUUGAGGCCUGAUACCGGGCCGUGUAGAGCGGACAUAUUGCAAUGGUACUAUGACGUCAUUAAGAGGAAGUGUUACAGGUUUUUCUGGGGAGGCUGUCAGGGAAACGGGAACAGGUUCGAAACUGAAAAGGACUGUAGAGAAUAUUGCGCUCUGAACAGCACACAUCCGCCGGUUAAAAUUCCAUUUUUCUGCAACCUGGCGUUUGACUAUGGGACAUGUUUCGCAGAUUAUCAAAGAUGGACUUUCGAUAAGUUUUCAAAGACUUGUCGCCUCCGCCUCUACUCCGGAUGUGGGGGGAACCAGAACAAUUUCGAAACCAAGGAGGCCUGCGCGAAGACCUGCAUCAGCUACCCCAACUCCACUUUCAACAGUUACCACAACUAUAACAUCUGUAUACCCCUGUCGAUGGCAGAUUAUAACUGACUUACCCGUGAACUGAGUAUUAAU